AUGUCCGAGGGAGAGCAAGCCGCUGCUCCAGUCGAGCACCUUAACAUCAAGGUGACAGACAACAAUAAUGAAGUGUUCUUCAAAAUUAAGCGCUCUACCCCAUUGAAGAAGCUCAUGGAUGCUUUCUGUGAUCGCCAAGGAAAGCAGAUUGCCACUGUUCGGUUUUUGUUUGAUGGCACCCGUGUGCGCCCCGAUGAUACUCCCGAUGGUCUUGAUAUGGCCGACGGUGAUACCCUGGAGGUGCACCAGGAGCAAAUUGGAGGCUAUUAA
This is a messenger RNA of Penicillium longicatenatum, 270 nucleotides long. RefSeq names its product SUMO family protein SMT3. Lineage: Eukaryota; Fungi; Ascomycota; Eurotiomycetes; Eurotiales; Aspergillaceae. The record is from RefSeq and is a predicted model, not a curated record. The transcript is spliced from 2 exons. Gene Ontology annotation, cellular component: septin ring; nucleus. Gene Ontology annotation, molecular function: ubiquitin-like protein ligase binding; protein tag activity. The coding region runs from base 1 to 270 and encodes 89 amino acids. Gene Ontology annotation, biological process: protein sumoylation.